This is a messenger RNA of Fonsecaea monophora, 798 nucleotides long. RefSeq names its product ATP-dependent Clp endopeptidase, proteolytic subunit ClpP. Gene Ontology annotation, cellular component: endopeptidase Clp complex. The record is from RefSeq and is a predicted model, not a curated record. Gene Ontology annotation, molecular function: serine-type endopeptidase activity; ATP-dependent peptidase activity; ATPase binding. Gene Ontology annotation, biological process: protein quality control for misfolded or incompletely synthesized proteins. The transcript has a single exon. The coding region runs from base 1 to 798 and encodes 265 amino acids. NCBI's taxonomy places the organism in Eukaryota, Fungi, Ascomycota, Eurotiomycetes, Chaetothyriales, Herpotrichiellaceae.
AUGCAGUAUUCGUGGUGCUGCGGCGCUGCAAAGCCCGGCGGUGCAGAGUCGACAAUAUUCGAGAUCGACACCUUCGCGAUCCUGGCUACCGGUUCCGUUUGUGUGAGUUGUCUAGCCUUUCUCGUUCCCGGGCCCCUGCUGGGAGAGGAAGAUGAAGCUGACGUGGAGUCCGUUACUCGUUGGUAUCCGUACAGCACCGAGACAGUUGCGGGCCUGACGCACACGACGGACCUUUUCUCGCGGCUGCUCAAGGAGCGCAUCGUCGCUGUCUACGGCGAAGUCGACGACCGCAUGGCCGCCACGGUCACCGCGUCCCUCCUGUACCUCGAGGCCGAAUCUGACCGUCCCAUCUCCAUGUACAUCAACUCACCUGGCGGGAGCGUGACGGCCGGACUCUCCAUCUACGACUGCAUGAACUACAUCGUCCCCGAAGUGUCGACGCUCGCGCUCGGCCAAGCCGCCUCGAUGGGCAGCCUGCUCCUCGCCGGCGGCGCCGCGGGCAAGCGCUACUGCCUCCCCCAUUCGAGCAUCAUGCUCCACCAGCCCAGCGGUGGCCACUACGGCACCGCGGCGGACAUUGCCAUUCACGCAAAGGAGAUCCUGCGGAUACGUGCGCAGCUGAACGGCAUCUAUGAGCGCCACUUGACGGGGAAGAAAAAGAUGACAGUCGACGAGAUCGAGAAGAUGAUGGAGCGCGACUACUUUUUGAGCGCCGAGGAGGCCCUGGAGAUGGGCGUCGUCGACGAGAUCCUGUCCAGCAGGAAGAAAAAGCCCGAGACGACGAAUGAAGAGACCUGA